Didymodactylos carnosus is the source of this 573-nucleotide messenger RNA. Lineage: Eukaryota; Metazoa; Rotifera; Eurotatoria; Philodinida; Philodinidae. The record is from the annotation of a GenBank genome assembly.
GACAUUUGAGCGACCGACACUUGAGCGACCAACGUUUGAGCGACUCCAACAUUAGACACUUUUCAAUAUGACUUUUUGCCGAUCAGGAAAGUCGAAUGAUUAUUCACUUCGAUAACGAUGACCAGAACAAUUUUUUUGUCGUCCGAUUAUGAACUGAAUUAUUUGGAGAUGUGUAGAGUGUGAGGGAGAGCACUUGGUGCUGAACUGUCGUUAUUACUCAAGUGUCGGUCGCUCAAAUGUCGGUCGCUCAAACGUCGGUUAAUCUGUUUACCCAGAAGCAUUAUAAGUGAUCGUGAUCCUAAAUUCACAAAUUUAUUCUGACAAACUCUGUUUACUUAUAUAGGAACAAAAACUUCGUUAUCAACGGCACUUCACCUACAAACAGAUGGACAAGGUGAAACAUUAAAUAGAACUGUAGAAGAAAUGCUACGACAUUAUGCAGCACAACAACCAGAGAAAUGGGAUGAGACAUUAACACCAAUAAAAUUUGCUUAUAAUAAUUCGAUACUAACACCAACAGAUUUUAGUCAAUAUUUUUUAGAUACAGGCCGUCAUCCACGAAUUACAGAAUAG